Gymnodraco acuticeps is the source of this 1533-nucleotide messenger RNA. RefSeq names its product neurocalcin-delta A. The record is from RefSeq and is a predicted model, not a curated record. Gene Ontology annotation, biological process: calcium-mediated signaling. The transcript has 6 exons. The coding region runs from base 471 to 1052 and encodes 193 amino acids. Gene Ontology annotation, molecular function: calcium ion binding; tubulin binding; actin binding. NCBI's taxonomy places the organism in Eukaryota, Metazoa, Chordata, Actinopteri, Perciformes, Bathydraconidae. Gene Ontology annotation, cellular component: cytosol.
GAGGAGCGAGUUAGUUUGUUGGCUUUCAGCAAACCUCCUGCUCAGACUCGGAGUCUCUGCUAGUCUGUCAGUCACCGUUAGCUCUGUCUCAGUCACUCGGUCCUUCUUCUCCUCCCCCCUCUGCUAUUCUUUCCCCCUCGCUCUCUUGCUCUCUCUCACUUUCUCUCUCUUGCUCUCAUCUUUGUUUCUCUGUGGUGAUCUCGUUUAUUCGCGCCUGUUGCUCCUUCUUCUGCUGCUACAGCUGCUCCCACCAACUUAGACUUAAGGGAUAGUGCUGGGUGAUGGAUUGCUGAGCGGCUUGUACAUUGCUGUAAAGUGAGGCAGAGCUUCGAUAAGAGCCAUGAAGGCUGAAUGGCUCUUAUGGGUGGCAAUGACGGUCGAUUAGCCAUCACAUUCUUUUAGGUCUAAAACAUCUUCCCAAAUGGAUUGCUUUGAAGCUGUGAGCCGAGUGAUUGACAGGACCUAAAGACAUGGGGAAGCAGAACAGCAAGCUCCGCCCUGAGGUGAUGCAGGAUCUCCUGGAGAGCACCGACUUCACGGAGCACGAGAUCCAGGAGUGGUACAAGGGCUUCCUGAGGGACUGCCCCAGCGGCAACCUCUCCAUGGAGGAGUUCAAAAAGAUCUACGGUAACUUCUUCCCCUACGGUGACGCUUCAAAGUUCGCAGAGCAUGUCUUCCGCACAUUCGAUGCCAAUGGUGAUGGGACAAUAGACUUUCGGGAGUUUAUCAUCGCAUUAAGUGUGACGUCACGUGGAAAGCUGGAGCAGAAGUUGAAAUGGGCGUUCAGUAUGUACGACCUGGACGGAAACGGGUACAUCAGCAAAUCUGAGAUGCUGGAGAUUGUUCAGGCAAUCUACAAGAUGGUGUCCUCUGUCAUGAAGAUGCCUGAGGACGAGUCGACACCUGAGAAGAGGACGGAGAAGAUCUUCAAGCAGAUGGACACCAACAGAGACGGUAAGCUGUCUCUGGAGGAGUUCAUCAAAGGAGCGAAGAGCGACCCCUCCAUCGUGCGCCUGCUGCAGUGUGACCCCAGCAGCGCCGGGCAGUUCUAACUGAGGCUCCACUCCACCUAGCUUCUUUGGAGAAUCCAAAUGCCCUUAACUCUCCUCUCCGGAGCAGACUGAUGAUGAAGAAUGACAAGCUGAUGACGAUGAAGAAGACGAGCCUUCACUGCACUGAGGACAUCAAAGAGGGGCACAGGAGCCCAAUUCUCCAGCUGACCCCUGAGCUGUUUAUCCAAACCCUCCAGACCCCCACCCGGACAGAAACUGAUGACCCCCCCCCCAUCAAGUUAUCACACCCCACUGAUUGUAGUUACCCAGGUUCCCUCAGUCCUCCUAUAGGCACGUCCUGAGUAUAACGAAGGUCCACAGUAGGUUGUACAUAUACAGUAUAAACUGGAGUGUCUGUAUCAGUGUCUUUACUCUCUGUGCCCCAGCCUCUGUCACUCUGUGUGUGUCAUAGAGUGUGUGUGUGUGCAUGAGAGAGAGAGAGAGAGAGAGAGAGAGAGAGAGAGAGAGAGAGAGAGAGAGA